AUGUCCGACAAGAGGGAGCCAUCCAUGUCCCCACCUCCCUUCAAACGGGCCCGAAUCUCCUACGACGAUGGCAGCGACAAGGUCGACUCGGGGACGCCCCACGAGCGACCGCGCAGCCACCCCAUCUACGGCCAGAAGAGCGCGUUUCCGGGACUGGACGAUGGCCGCGAUGAGCUGUUCUACGGUCCCGCGGAGGAUGGCCUGGAGUAUUUGCGUAUGGUCCGAUCCGAAGCUAGCUCGUUGCCGUCGCUAUUCGUUGCAUCCGUUCAGAAAGAAGAUACUUUGGUAGCACCAGAGUCCCAAUCUGGGUCGAGUGCACUCAAAUCCUCUCAAAAACCACACGCGCAUCAAACACCCGGCUUCUGGGAGGAUGAAGCAUACAUCGCACCCGCAGACUCAAACACCGACCACCACACAUCCUCUCAAACGGAGGGAAUCUACCCCCCGGCACAAGCAUCAUACUACAACCUCCUCCAUCAUCGCUUUCUUCUCCUCCGCUCCACCCUGCGCUGCGUCCCACCACCGGAAAUCAUCGCUGCGCUGGACGACACACACCCAAUCAGCCUCCCGCGCCAUGCUGUGCCGGCGCGCAAAGAAUGGCGCCGGCUGCUGCUCACAGUGGAUCCACAGAUGGCACAGCUAGCAUGCAUGGAUCUGGACAGCGUGCUCGGUGUGAUGGGUAUCAUGGCGCGGCUGAUGUCCGAGACCGUGCGCGGUGGGAGCGCCGAGCGCGUUCGCCGCAUAGGGGCUUGGGCUUGGGGGCUGCUGGGGAAGUGCCGUGAGGUCGGACAGCUGGCUACAGAGGAGGUGGGUGCGAUUCGGGAGUUGGGGAAGAGAGUAGUCACGAUUUUGGCGAAGAUCAGGGAGGCGGAAGGUGCUCAGGAUACUGGUGAAGACAAAGACGUCGAUACGUCUGAUUUGGAGACUGAGGAGGGAGGAGGUGUUCUGGAAGAAGGGGCCGAGGUGCAGGACACUACUACGGAGGAAGUUGAGACCGCAACGGACGUGUCCGCUGAGCUAGAAGUGGCGAAGGCGCGAUUACAGGCUCGGCUGGAUGGUAAUCUGGAUUCUGAGUUGGCCGCUGGGGAUUCGGGAGUUACAGGGGUAGAGGAUGUUGCGAAGCAGGUUCGCAUAAUGCUCGAUAUGAUCAUCACGGUGGUCGGCGAGUACUUUGGCCAGCGCGAUCUGCUGGAUUCCCGCGAGGUUUGGGCUGUUUAG
Messenger RNA from Penicillium riverlandense, 1218 nucleotides. RefSeq names its product SIP1 domain-containing protein. Lineage: Eukaryota; Fungi; Ascomycota; Eurotiomycetes; Eurotiales; Aspergillaceae. The coding region runs from base 1 to 1218 and encodes 405 amino acids. The record is from RefSeq and is a predicted model, not a curated record. Gene Ontology annotation, cellular component: SMN complex; nucleus. Gene Ontology annotation, biological process: spliceosomal snRNP assembly. The transcript is spliced from 2 exons.